Molecule: messenger RNA, 1523 nt
Organism: Ruditapes philippinarum (Manila clam)
Lineage: Eukaryota; Metazoa; Mollusca; Bivalvia; Venerida; Veneridae
Product: glutamate-gated chloride channel-like
Exons: 11
Coding region: 41-1405 (454 amino acids)
Biological process (GO): chloride transmembrane transport; signal transduction; regulation of membrane potential
Cellular component (GO): synapse; membrane; neuron projection
Molecular function (GO): chloride channel activity; transmembrane signaling receptor activity; neurotransmitter receptor activity
Source: RefSeq, a predicted model, not a curated record
AGAAAUAUAGCAAUACGCCCUCCCAUAUAGUGACAGCAGGAUGGAUCGAAAGGAAAUAUUGAUAACCAUCGUAUAUCUUUUUGUGCUAACGUUAAAAGUUCAGUCUGCAAUUACAAGACGGGAUAUCCUUGACAAUUUAACAAGCGCUUCAACAUACGAUCAAGGCUACCCGGCAGGAUAUGAUGAAAAUAUACAAUGUGCUGUUAUUGUACAACUAGAGAUUUCAGACGUGACAUCAAUCAGUGAACAAAAUAUGGAGUACAGUUUGAUGAUGUUUCUGAGAAUGCAGUGGAGAGAUUCAAGGCUUGCAUUUUAUGAUGUCGCAAACUUUACUCGUAUCGACCUUACAGGAGAUAUGGUCGACUUGAUCUGGAAACCUGACCUGUAUAUAAGCAAUGAGAGAAGAGUUGAUGCUCAUUCAUUAGUGAAACACGAAGAACUUGCAUACAUUGAUCCUAAUGGGACAGUCACUUUCAGUAUGAGAAUUUCGAUGACUGGUUACUGUCACAUGGAUCUAAACCUAUAUCCAUUUGAUGUUCAAACAUGUAAUGUAAAACUUCAAAGUUACGCAUUCACGUCGGACAAACUCCUGUUUCAAUGGUCGAAGAACGGUUUACUCACGCCCCACAUCGAUUUAGCAAAUUACGAAGUAGAAGUCGGGGAAAAUUCGGAAGGCUUGGAAACAAAUACUGACAGAUCUCUUGCAGGGGGCGAAUUUUCCUUCUUAAUCACGGGUGUAAAGUUUAAAAGAAGGAGCAGUGCUUAUGGAUCUAUGUACUUUGCGCCAUUUCCGAUAUUCUUUAUAAUCGCUAUGUGCUCAUACUGGUUUAAGGAUCAAAUGAGCACUCGCGUCUCGUUAUGUACCGCAGGAUUGUCGUCAACUUUGCUACAGUGGAUUGCUAUAUACUCGAGACUGCCUCCUGUCUGGUACUUCACAUUUUUGGAUGGAUGGAUUUUAUUUCAUAUUUCAAUGAUUGGGGCGAUUUUUAUUUUUCAAGGGAUAUGGUAUAAAUACGUACAUGAGGCAGCAUUGAAAAAUGAAGUUGAAAGAAUUGGUUAUGUCAUGUUUCUAUCAAGCUAUGCUAUAGUGUGCAUAACUCUUCUGGUGGAAUGGUCAGGCUCAAACAAAACGUGGAUUUGGUUUGAUCUGAUUCCUGGGAUAAUAUUACUCCGUAUUAUCGUUGGCAGUAUUUGUUUCGUAAUAACAAUGAUAAGUGGGAUUGGGACUGGCGAGAUGAUCAAUUGUUUUAAGAGUCACUUGUACGAAUUCUUACACUGGCUCAUUUUCUACAAAUAUUGUAGAGGGGAAGAUACGACAAAUGAAACACGUGGUGAGCCAGAAGAAGUCGAAUCUUCCCAACAGCUAUCUGCUGCAGACAGUGAAGAAAAUGCGAUUAAUUCUUAAUUAGUUUAUUUCUUUAUUCCAGUCUCAUCUUUACAUGUAUACAUAAAAUUAUAUAUGAAACAUAAAACACAAACAUAAAAUACAUGGAAAGCCAUUCAGCCAACAGAAUUACAAGAAA